This is a messenger RNA of Armigeres subalbatus, 2790 nucleotides long. RefSeq lists its product as uncharacterized. NCBI's taxonomy places the organism in Eukaryota, Metazoa, Arthropoda, Insecta, Diptera, Culicidae. The transcript has a single exon. The record is from RefSeq and is a predicted model, not a curated record. Bases 1 to 2790 code for a protein of 929 amino acids.
AUGCAUUUUCAUGUCCUUCCACGAUUAACGGUUUCACUACCGACGGCAAGGUGCGAUCCUGGGGAAUGGAAGCUUCCAGAGUCAUCACUCUGGGCUGAUCCUCGGUUUUAUGAGCCAGGUCCGGUAGAUAUCAUUAUCGGUGCGGAAUUCUACAUGGAUCUCUUGGUGAACGAGCAACGCAAGGCAACUGUAGGGGGUCCCACGCUUCAAAACACUGAACUGGGAUGGAUCGUCUCCGGAAAGGUUCCGGAUAGUACUCUCAGUGAAUCACAAUCGCUUAUCGUCGUCUGUUCCACUUCCGACCUUCAAGAUCAACUUGCCAAGUUCUGGGAGCUGGAAACAUGUCGUAGCCAGAGUACACUCUCUGUUGAGGAGUCAACCUGUGAGGAGCAUUUUGAUCGGACAACGAUCAGAGACGAGACGGGGAGAUUCAUCGUUACGCUGCCAAAGAAAAACAUGAUACUUGGCCAGCUGGGCCAUUCAGAAACCACUGCGAUUAAACGACUGAUAGGCAUGGAACGUCGUUUCUGCGGAAAUCCAGAGCUAAAGAAGAUGUAUACCGAGUUUAUCCAAGAGUAUCUUGAGCUUGGACAUAUGAAGGAAGCUGCGGAGGAAGCAAAAGACGCUGUCACAAGAUAUUACCUUCCGCAUCAUGCUGUUUUCAAACCAGAAAGCACAACCACGAAGCUACGUGUAGUCUUCGAUGCUUCUUGUCCAACUUCAACAGGAAUUUCAUUGAAUGAUGCUCUUCUGGUGGGUCCUGUCUUGCAGGAUGAUCUGACUAGUAUUACUCUUCGCUUUCGCACCCAUCGUAUUGCUGUGAAUGCUGAUAUCGCCAAGAUGUACAGAAUGAUCGGAGUUCAAAGAGAAGAUCAUCCAUUGCAGAGUAUUAAAUGGCGAAACGAUAUUUCUGAACCAAUUCGUACGUUUGAGCUGUCAACUGUUACUUACGGAACAUCAUCAGCUCCGUACUUAGCCACAAAAUGCUUGCAACGCCUUGCAGAUGAUGGGGAAUCCACACACCCAAUAGCAUCCAGAGUGAUCAGGAAAGACUUUUAUGUCGACGACAUGCUUUCCGGCGUAGAUACGUUAGCAUUAGGUCAGAAGAUGGUUCGUGAUAUCAUUGAACUUUCUGAAUCAGCAGGAUUCUUGCUUCGAAAGUGGAACUCUAACAGUAAAGAACUUCUUGAAGUCGUACCGAAAAACUUGAGAGACGAUCGCUCGGUGCUGGAGUUAAAAGGGUCCGAAACAACCGUCAAAACUUUAGGAUUAGCAUGGGAGCCCAGCUCAGAUGUCUUUCGUUUCACAUAUCCGUCAUUCAAUUGGGCAACGUCAAUCACGAAGCGCGUGGUCGUCUCGGAUGUGUCUCGUCUCUUCGACCCACUUGGUCUAGUUGGUCCUGUCAUCAUUCAAGCCAAGAUUUUUAUUCAGGAUCUGUGGAAGGAUAACAGCGACUGGGAUGAACCACUCAACCCUGAGCAUCAAGCACAAUGGCAGGAGUUUCGGAGAAAUCUUACAGGACUAGAAAACCUUACAGUUCCUCGGUGGGUGGGAACCGGUGGUAAUACCAAGACGGAGCUCCAUGGAUUCUGCGAUGCUUCAAACAAAGCAUAUGGAGCCUGCUUCUACAUUCGAACGAUCUCCGAAACGGGGGAGGUGUGUGUGAGGUUAUUGACAGCGAAGUCACGUGUUGCUCCUCUGGACAAUCCGAAAAAAGGAAACAAGCUUUCAUCUGCUGUGUUGCUGGCCCAUCUAUUCGAGAAAAUCACAAACAGUAUUGGCAUAGAAACGAAGUGCUUCUUUUGGACGGACUCCACGAUCGUAAAAUGUUGGUUGGCAUCAUCGCCAUCAAGAUGGAAGCAAUUCAUCGCAAAUAGAGUUUCGGAGAUCCAACACAUUACCAAGUGUGGUGUCUGGAAUCAUGUAGCUGGUCUAGAAAAUCCUGCGGAUAUUAUUUCUCGUGGUAUGAUUCCAGCACAAUUACAAUAUGAAUCACUAUGGUUCAACGGUCCGCACUGGUUAAGUUCAGAUGAACAUAACUGGCCUUCAGCUCCACAGAUUGACGAAGAAGACUUUGAUCCUUCAGUUCUUGAAACCAAGAGCAUAACAGCUGCUUUACCAACACUUCCUCCCAAUGAAAUCUUCAGUUUAAAAUCGUCGUAUACGGAGCUUCUACGAAUCACCGCUUGGAUUCAAAGGUUUUGCUACAACUCUAAAACGUCGAAUCGUAACAACCGUCGUAAAGGUCAACUUACCGUGCAUGAAUUAGAUGAAGCACUGGAUUCUCUAGUACGCGUCUCCCAGCUUGAAUGUUUCCAACAAGAGGUAGCCGACCUAUCAAUGGGUAAAGAAAUUCGAGAAUCAUCGAAACUGUCGCCCUUGCACCCGGAGCUUAGGAAAGGCAUAAUUUGCGUUGGCGGCCGGCUUCGUCACGCUCAAAUUGCAACUCGUCGUAAGCACCCGUACAUCCUUGAUCACCAGCAUCCGUUUACGCUCCUCAUUAUUGCACACUACCACCGGAAGCUAUUACAUGGUGGACAACAGCUGAUGAUUUCGGCCAUUCGAGAACGUUUCUGGCCUACUAGUAUCCGGAAUCUGGUACGGAAAGUCAUUCACAGAUGUAUACCUUGCUUCAGGGCGAAACCAAAAGUUCAAGAUCAGCUAAUGGCAGACCUGCCUCCCGAGAGAGUGAACCCCUGUUCUCCAUUUCAAAGGGUAGGCGUUGAUUAUUGCGGCCCAUUCCAGAUCGCCUAUCCACAACGUCGUAGUCGUCCUGUAAAAUCUUUAUAG